Messenger RNA from Anthonomus grandis grandis, 1464 nucleotides. RefSeq names its product ras-related protein Rab-8A (gene RabX4). NCBI's taxonomy places the organism in Eukaryota, Metazoa, Arthropoda, Insecta, Coleoptera, Curculionidae. The record is from RefSeq and is a predicted model, not a curated record. The transcript is spliced from 5 exons. Bases 57 to 683 code for a protein of 208 amino acids. Gene Ontology annotation, molecular function: GTPase activity; GTP binding.
GCAACGUACACACAACUCACCCCCCCACAGUGUAUCGAUUCGAGAAAAGCGUGAAAAUGGCGCUCGACUUCGCUGCCACAUACAAAAUCCUCGUUUUGGGUGAUUCCAAUGUCGGAAAAACGUGUAUCGUCCAUAGAUUCUGCGACGAGAGAUAUUACGACACUUAUAUUUCCACUAUUGGAAUUGAUUUUAAACAAAAAAUUAUCAACUUAGAUGGUGUCCCGAUUAAACUUCAAAUUUGGGACACCGCUGGACAGGAGAGAUUUAGGACUCUUACUACUGCCUAUUAUAGAGGUGCUAUGGGGAUUUUACUCAUGUAUGAUGUCACGAAUUUGGAGAGUUUUAACCAUUUGACUUAUUGGAUCCAGAACAUCGAAGAAAAUGCGUCUCCCCAUUGUAUCACAGUUAUAGCGGGCAACAAAAGCGACUCAAAAGACAGAAUUGUCGAAACUGAAAAUGGACAAAAGAUUGCUGAGCAUUUCGACUUACCAUUCUUCGAGGUCUCCUGCAAAGAUAACGUAAACAUAGAGGCCUGUUUUAAGUGUAUAGCUAGAAAAAUUAGGGAAAAAAGAGAACAAAAAGGUUAUCCAUUUUUGGAUCAUCCACCCUCCGAGGACAAUCCGGACCUCCUAAAGCCCAAGGGCGAGCUUCAACUGAAAGGUUGUUCGGCCUCCACCUGUUGAACGUAUUUUCGUUUACAUAUAUAGGGUGUUUUAAAAGACUGCCACUAUUUUUGCUUCUAACGAACGUUUACUAAGGGUAAAACUAUUUUUUUCAAAUUUCAAAAAAGUAUAAAAAAGUAUUCUUUAUGCUUUUUUGUUUUAAAGCGAACCCUUAGAAGCUCAAAAUUAACCAAAUUGUAUUGAAAAAUCACUGUGAUUUUCCGUUUGUUUUAGAUAGCGUCUUUCCUUUAACGUUGCUAACUUUUAAAUGUACAGGGUGUUGAAAAAAAAAGUUUAGGAUGUAAGGUGGGUUUUAUAAUAAUUUCCGUUUGUGUUCAUAUGCGCACAACCGUUGAUUUAUUUCAGUUUGUAAGACUGAUGUACGGUGGGAUAGAAAAUUGUCACUGAAAAGCACACGAAACUCCGUAACUAAAUCACUUUAUAGGUAAUUUACAGGAAAAUAUAAUAUAUAGAAUGGUAGAUUAUAGGUUUAUCACGAAAAAUCACAUACAUGAUUGUCUGCUAAAUUUAAUUUCACUGCGCUACUCUUUGGGGUCCCAUAUAAGAGUUUUUAUUUAUAAAGAUCACAUACAGGGUGUCAUAAAAUAAUUUUAGAUAUACAAAUACAAACAUUAAUAAAUAAAGAUACAUAUGUAUACAUGGAAACUAACAAUAAUUCUUGUGAAAAUAUUCUGUUUACUGGGGGACCAUUAUAAAUAAUUAAAAUACUAAAAAUUUUCAUCGAUUUUGUUGGUUAUAAUGAAAAGUCGACGUCGUAACGUGAUAUUUGAUAAGUUGUUGU